GCAGAAUGAAAAUAAAAGAAAAAGAGGGAAGGGCGAUAGAAAGAGAGGAAUACACACAGAGAGGAGAGCGUAGUGUGACAUCACAUCUUCCAGCCCCUCUCUCUCUGGCACCUUUGCUCCAGUUCUCGCCGAGGAGGCGCAAACACAGUUUCUCGCUAUCCUCCUUCAGCGCUCGUAAAAAGGGGCAGGACCGCGGUAAAAGGGGAAAAGGAAAAGGAGGAAAAAAACUGACAGGAUGAACAACAGUUUCCUAAGCAUGGCGUCGAUAGUAGAUUUCGACCCGCUCAACCCUUCUGUUCCUGCCACCAAAGUUGAAAUCACGGUGUCCUGCAGAAACCUGCUGGAUAGGGACACCUUCUCCAAAUCAGACCCAAUAUGUGUACUCUACACACAAGCCAUGGGCAACAGGGAGUGGAGAGAGUUUGGCAGAACAGAGGUGAUUGACAACACGCUAAACCCAGACUUUGUUCGGAAAUUCAUUUUGGAUUACUUCUUUGAGGAGCGACAGAACCUCCGGUUUGACCUGUAUGAUGUCGAUUCGAAGAGUGCCAACCUGUCGAAACACGACUUUCUCGGCCAAGCCCACUGUACUCUGGGAGAGAUAGUCGGAUCGUUGGGCAGUCGCUUGGAAAAACCUCUUGGAGGCAUUCCAGGGAAGAAAUGCGGGACCAUUAUUGUGAAAGCUGAGGAGCUGAACAACUGCAGGGAAUCAGUGAUGAUGCAGUUCUGUGGAAACAAGUUGGACAAAAAGGAUUUCUUUGGCAAAUCCGACCCCUUCCUGGUCUUCUACAGGAGCAACGAGGACGGCACGUUUACCAUCUGCCAUAAGACGGAGGUGGUGAAGAAUACACUGAACCCCGUUUGGCAGGCUUUUAAAAUCCCCGUUCGUGCUCUUUGCAACGGUGACUAUGACAGAACAAUCAAGAUCGAGGUGUACGACUGGGACAGAGACGGCAGUCAUGACUUUAUUGGAGAAUUUAGCACCAGCUACAGAGAACUAUCCAGAGGACAGAGCCAGUUCAACGUCUAUGAGGUGGUAAAUCCAAAGAAGAAAGGAAAGAAGAAAAAAUACCUCAACUCUGGAACGGUAACCCUCCUGUCAUUCCUGGUGGACACUGAAGUCACCUUCCUGGACUACAUCAAAGGAGGGACCCAGAUUAACUUCACUGUGGCCAUCGACUUCACAGCUUCCAAUGGUAACCCAGCCCAGCCCACCUCACUCCACUACAUGAGCCCCUACCAGUUGAAUGCCUACGCCAUGGCUCUGAAGGCAGUCGGAGAGAUAAUUCAGGACUACGACAGUGAUAAGAUGUUCCCCGCACUUGGCUUUGGAGCCAAACUGCCACCCGAUGGACGGGUGUCCCAUGAGUUUGCUUUGAACGGGAACCCUCAGAACCCAUAUUGUGCAGGGAUUGAUGGUGUAAUGGAAGCCUACUACCAGAGUCUUAAGUCGGUUCAGCUUUACGGCCCCACUAACUUCUCUCCUGUUAUCAACCAUGUGGCCAGAUACGCAGCAUCUGUGAAGGAUGGCUCUCAGUACUUUGUGCUCCUCAUCAUCACAGACGGGGUCAUCUCAGACAUGGCCCAGACCAAGGAAUCUAUUGUCAAUGCCUCCUGCCUGCCGAUGUCAAUUAUCAUUGUGGGAGUAGGGCCUGCAGAAUUUGAUGCCAUGGUUGAAUUAGACGGUGAUGAAGUCAGAAUCUCUUCUAGAGGAAGAUACGCCGAGAGGGACAUUGUUCAGUUUGUCCCGUUCAGGGACUACAUCGAUCGAACGGGGAACCACAUCCUAAGCAUGGCCCGGCUCGCCAAAGAUGUCUUGGCUGAGAUUCCAGACCAGUUCCUCUCCUACAUGCGGACCCGCGGGAUAAAGCCUUCUCCGGCGCCGCCUCCAUACACACCACCAGGGCAACCCCUCCAAACCCAGAUCUGAGGAGCAAGGCUGGAAAAGGUUUUGGAGUCAGGGGUUCGCUGAACUUGUCACGCGAAAUACUUCCAUUUCCUUAAAGCCGCUCUCCAUGCCUUGUGGUUGUGGAUCACAGUGGUCUUUCUUGUGUUCAGAAAGCUGCAUGCCGGGCCAGGAGAGUGACGCUUUUGAGGGCAGGAAAAAUGAGAGUCUGUUUACUUCCACUGUCAAGCAUUCCUGUUAUUGUCUGGAUUUUUUUUUUUUUUACCUGCUUAUUUUAUGCUUGGAAAGAUUUUGGAGAAAGUUCAAAGAGUCUCAAUUCAAAUUGUGGCAGAAAUAAGAAAGAAAUGAAGGAAAGCAGUAUAAAAACAGCUGAUCUUACUUUUUAAAGAGAAUGUCUCCAGACAAAUGAAGGAGUUACUUGAUCUUAAAUGAGCAGUAAUUUCACUUGUAAAUAACUGGACAUAUAUAACUUCUUCUUUCUUUCUCUUUCUCUCCAAAUCACUCAUUGUUUACAGUAAAUGCUAACGAGGAUUUUUACUGUUGAUACUUUUAUAUAGUUUCAAUAUGAAGCUUGUAAUACUCUCUUUCUUUCUCUCUCCUGGCAUCCAUGCCAGGUAGCAGCAGUGCAGGUCCUGGUAGCCCUUCUGUACCGUACUGUACUGUGCUGUACUGUACCGUACUGUAUUCUAGUGUUUGUAUUAAACUUUUGCAUGAGUGUAGCCUCAGUCAACUGCAUGCAUAUAGUGGCCCUGCACUACCUCUUUUAUCCAUCUGUCUGUCUGUGGGGGAUGAGUGUCUGUCUGCCAGUAUCUUCAUUCAUCUGUCUUCUUCAACCUUAUCUGUCCAUCUUUCUCAAUCCUUUGUUCUUUUCUACAUUUGUCACUUUUAGCUGUCUUUCCAUCCAGCCUUUUUUUUUGGCUAGUUUAAUUGAAAAAGCAAAAUUUUAUGCUAAUCGGAAAUAAGAAGGGAUCAUUUAGUUAUUUUUUUUUUUUUCAUUUUUUUUUUUCAUGUAAUAUAAUGACCUUCAUACAGGAUUUAACUUGACUGGAAAUUAUUUAAAAAACCUAGACUCUCUGUUCAUCCUAAAGAAAUGUACGCUAAAUACUAAAGGAACAGCACAGUUAGUUAGCUAGCACACAUUUUUGUAAAGAUUGAAAACUCCCAUCUUAAUGUGUAACAUUGUUAUACAUUUAAAGUCACAAGAAAAAGAAAAAGUAUCAUUAAAAACAAAUUAUAUUUAACACCAAUUAGUGACUGUUAAUAUGCUUACACGCCAAUUGCUAGACAUUAGCAUGCUAGCAUUAUCAUUGAGAACAUGCUAGUAACCUUAAUGUUAGCAUUUCAAAAGAAUGAUGCGGUUAGCAUGACUGUGAAGUCAACAAAAAAUUAAAAUGUGGCUAAUAUUAGCUACAUAUUAGGUUUUUACAUUUUUUAACCCUAUUAUUUUUUACUUUUCAAUCCCCCAUCCAAGCUCAGUGAAGAGCCUUUUGGCUGUUUAUGUAGCACUAGUUGAGAGUUGAAUGGAAACACAUGGCUACCCUGUCUUUCUGUGUCUGUCUUUCCGCUACAAACUGCCUUGGCAGUAAGAUGCGCACGUGCCCAGGGGUUUUGUCUCAUCGUGUUGUCACAUAUUCCUGCCCAAUGUGUAAAACAAUAGCAGCUGCUCUCAAACAAAAUACUGUUUGAGCAAAAAGAGCCCAGUGGUCAAAAAUGCAGAGAAAAACACAUUUUCCCUAUAUUUUUUUCUUUGCGUGGGUGUAGUGUGUUUGUACUUGAGUGCAUUUUUAUUACACCUUUAGCUUUGAUACAGCUUUGUUUUUACGAUGUGUAUUUAUAUGUGCUAAUCAUAUGAACGAGGAUGACACACGCGAGUUGUAUCCACCGUUUCGACAAGUUUCCAAUUUAAAGUCUUCUAUUUUUGUCACAAGUGUGUGAAUGCGGAGAUUUGAAUUGAGAUAUGUAUGUCGAUUGAAAUAACCUUUUAAAACAAAAGUAGAUACAAUAUUUAAAUUAAGUGGGAAUGCAACAUUUUAAUAUUCAUGUGCUAUCUCCAUCUCCUUGUAAAAAGGAGUAACCAUGAAAGCAACACUAAAAAAUAAAUAAAUAAAAAAUUGUAACUGGAAUUUUUUAUAUACUUUGGAAUACUAUACAUUGCACCGCAGCCUCACGGUAGUUUGAGAAAUAGUCACAAAUUGUUUUGAUUUGUGUUUCUGGAUACUAAUUUUACGGUUGUUUCAUGUUCCCCAACAGGACUGAACACAAUAUUAUUUUCGUAUCCAGUGACAUAUAUACAAAAAAAUUUAAUUUACUAAUUUUAAAAGGCAAACGAGUUUGCAUUAAAAUACAAUUGUUACUAAGUUGUCUGAACCACAGGUGCUGCAGACACAAAAUAGUUACAUAAUUCGUACAGUGUAUCACUCAAAAAGAAAAAAAAAACGAAACAAAAGAAAACAGUUUGUGUCUAGGAACAUGAACAAACUAUUUUUUGUGACAAUUUUACAUUUUGCUGUGAGACUGGACUGUACAUUGCUGCGUUUCUUAUUGCAUUCUCACAUUUCUCUUUCUUUUUUACAGUCUUCCCCAUGUAUUGUCACCGUAGCAGAAACUCCAUUUCGCUGAAUUUAUCAAAUGAAUGUGUGUGUACUGGUUUAGGCUUCUUGUGGCCAGCUGCUCAGUUGAAAGCAUAAAUAAGCAUAAUAAUUCAACAUUAAGAGCUCAUUGCCUAGACAGGGCACCUCUAUGCUCGCUCUAUGUCACCUAAUCAGUCCCUGCAGAGCAAACACAGACAAUAGCACCUGAUCAAACCCUAGGUGGACCUCAAGGUCAUCACAGCAUGAUACAUGCAAAAUCCCGGACUAAGCUGUUGGAGUAGAUAGAAUUUGUUUCCUAUAGCCGGUUGCUGAAAAGACAGAGAAAUUCACUGAACUACUAGAGCAAGAAACACUCUUUGCAAAUACCAGGACUGCCUAUAAAUACAGCUUUCCAUCAGUAGUUGAAACAUUGCGGUUUAAAAAUCUAACCUAAAAGAAGUGAUAGAGAGGCAAAUGUGAAUAAACCUUUUCAACAGGUCAUUUAUACAUUUCCAUCUUUUUUUUGCCUUGUCUCUGGUGACAGCUGUGGACCAAGCAAUUAAAAAAAACAAAACAAUAUUGCUUCUUUUAACUCCACACAAACAUCCGCUUAGACUUAAGGUGGAACUGCGUGGUGAAAGGUCAAACACACUGUGACCUGUGAAUACACUUUUGGCCAUAUAAUUCAUACUUAAAAAAUACCGCCAACAAAAAAUGUUUCAUAAUGGGAAUAAAUUAUAAUUUUUUAUAUCCAAAGUGUCAAAAGUCAACUUUAUUGUGAUAUAACGUUUUCUAGAAAAAACACUUUUGACCAUUAUUCAGUGCCAAACAGGAAGAUGAUGAGUCAGAUACUGAUUUGAUGAUCCUAAUAGAAGCUGCCCACCUGUUCGAUUCCUUAAAGAUGCUACAGGCUGUACAUAAUAUGAGUCUGGACACACAUGGAUGUAAACUACAACUUGAAUUGUUUGCAGACUACAACAACAGCUUGGCUUUAAUCCCAGUUUCAGUUGGCUGCCCAGAUUUAAACCCAUGCUAUUUGAACAACAAACUACCUCUUGUAGUCACACGUUCAUCAUUAAAAACUUUCCAGGGUGGAAAAUACAUCUGUUCCCUAAUUUUAAUUUCACCAAAUUUCACGAGAAGACCAGCUAAUCAGGGCAAAAUUGUCAAUUAUGAGCUGACUUAAAUACUUGAUGUUGUCAUCAUAAUCUAUAACGUUGUGAAAAUCAGGUAAUUGUGUCAUUUAAAUUCCUCAUUUACAGUUAAACUUGUUUUUUUUCUCUGAUUUUAGGAUUUUAGGCCAUUUUUCUCGUUGUUUGUUUACUGAUGAACAAACAACAAAACCCAACAAAACGUUGCUGGACCUGGUUUAGUGAACUUCAGGAUAGAAACUUUCAACUUUUUAAAAUCAAACCAGGUUUGAAAAGCAGACACUUGAAUGUAGAAUUGAAUUUGAAGUUCUGGAAAUUGGAAAACUUGAAAUUUUCUUGCUACACUUUUUGAAAAAACAGAAAACAAAUUAAACCCAAAUUCAAGCCAUUCAAAUUCCAAUAUUUCAAAUUAAGCACUACUUUUUAGUAAGGAUCAUAUUUUCGGACCUUUCUCAGCUUCCAUACAGGUUUUGUUUUGCCACGGCUCACUAACUUUGACAAGCCUCAUGAAGCCACAAGUGUGUAUAUGUGUGAACGCAUUUGAUGUAUACUGCGCGAACGUGAGCGUGUUUGUGUGCGCGCGCGUGCCUGUGAGGCGCCUUUUCUAAGCGUGUUUUAUUAGAUCAUGUGAGGUGUUAACACACGUAAGAUCUUUGUUUACUAAAGAUAUCCAAAUAAUGUAUCGUAUGCUCGUCAUAUCUUCUUAAUAAUGUGCACUAUGUUUGCAUGUACAGUUUUACAAAGGAUGCACCAGUUCCUUUUGUUGAAAACUGAGUGUUUUGAAAUAUACGAAUCUAUAUGAAAAUUAACUGUACAAAAUGGCCUUAAAUCUUUGACUGAUCUUUUUGGAAUUGUGCGAUGCCUUCUUCUGGAAAAUGACCUGUUCAAAGGAACUGAUCGUUAUCUACUUUGUGUCAGUGUUUCUAUUGCUUUCUAGUGUGUUUUCUUUGCACAAGCUCAAUAAUGGAAAAAAAAAUUCUUGUACUUUUUUGAGACCGUGAUUAAUCAGAGAAAGCAUGGUUGAAGUACUGACUGUCUGAUAAUACAUAUAACAGAUGACUAUUUCUGUAUUGAACUAUUGAUUUUUAAAUAAAUAUUCAUAUUAAACACA
This is a messenger RNA of Oreochromis niloticus (Nile tilapia), 6738 nucleotides long. RefSeq names its product copine-8. The record is from RefSeq and is a predicted model, not a curated record. Gene Ontology annotation, biological process: cellular response to calcium ion. Bases 236 to 1930 code for a protein of 564 amino acids. Gene Ontology annotation, molecular function: calcium-dependent phospholipid binding. The transcript is spliced from 20 exons. NCBI's taxonomy places the organism in Eukaryota, Metazoa, Chordata, Actinopteri, Cichliformes, Cichlidae. Gene Ontology annotation, cellular component: plasma membrane.